Messenger RNA from Penicillium cataractarum, 1803 nucleotides. RefSeq lists its product as uncharacterized. Gene Ontology annotation, cellular component: nucleus. Lineage: Eukaryota; Fungi; Ascomycota; Eurotiomycetes; Eurotiales; Aspergillaceae. The transcript is spliced from 4 exons. Bases 1 to 1803 code for a protein of 600 amino acids. The record is from RefSeq and is a predicted model, not a curated record. Gene Ontology annotation, biological process: regulation of DNA-templated transcription. Gene Ontology annotation, molecular function: zinc ion binding; DNA-binding transcription factor activity, RNA polymerase II-specific; transcription cis-regulatory region binding.
AUGCCACCAGACCGGGGUCGUGCCUCGAGAGCGUGUGCCUCGUGCAGGAAACAGAAGACACGCUGCUACGAGCCAGGUACCCCCGGCAAAGCCUGUUUGCGGUGUGAAAGACUGCGGCAAAACUGUUCAUUGAUACAACAGGCUGACAGCUCGGAGGAGGAGCGCCAACGUCAGCAGUUGCAGCAGUCACCACAGGAGCAGAGACCUGUUUCUACGCUAGGCACUGAUGCUCGGUAUGUAUUGCUCGUCGAUCUUGGUCGAGGCCCACAGGAUGGAACUUGCCUGGAGCGCCUCGAGAGAACAGUGGCCACUUUGCUUGAUCGACUUGGGGAGGGCCCGUCGAGUGCCGAGCAUGAACUUAGCAGGCCUGGCACUGGCACCGGGUUGACAACUCCGGACCCUGGCGAUCAAAGCUACCAGGAUGCGGAGAGUUCCGCGGCGCCAAUUAUGGUCAUUCGUGAUCUGGCCAAUGAUACCAGAGUCGAGCCAUCCCCGGAAACGAAAUCCUUGGGGACGGUGCUGGACAAUCUCAUUGCACCAGAUCUCGCGUUGACUCUUCUCUCAAUAUUUCUCGAAUAUUAUGGGCGUUGGAUCAUUUUUGAUCCCGAGAGCGAUCCAGUCGUGUUACUACCUCGUGUGCGGAGAUCCCCGAUUCUAUUUUGUGCGUGCUGCUUGAUUGCGAUACGACACACCUCAGAGGAGCUGGCGGCGAUUUUGGCCCCUAAAUUGUAUGAAUGUGCUCGCUCUCUCGUGUCAAGUAUGCUCUUGACUACUCCGCAAUCCGUCGAUUUUUUCCAAGCAGCUCUCAUCUUAUGCAUGUGGUCAACCACUGUGGGGCAGGUACCUUUGAGCAUCGACAGUUGGCUCCUUAGUGGAUUUGCACUGCAGCACUCGCAGUCCAGCCCGAUAUUUGCCACGAUAACGAGCCGGUCUCAUCGAUACACGAGUUUCGAUGAAACAACGCUAGAUCAUAUUUGUUUAUGGAAUCACCUGUGCCUUACGCACUUACAUUACUGUGUUGGUACCAGCCGAAAGUCUACCUUGCAAUCUUGGCAGAUUGAACGCUGCGAGUCCAUCAUCGGCUCUGACCACGCUAUCAACUUUGAAGUGCGAAUGGUCGCCGAGAUCCAACUAUAUUGGACAGUCAAUGGAUUUCUAAUUGCAGACUCUGUUGAUCUUCACAAGUCCACAACAGCUUUGAAGACAUGGAAGAGAAAAUGGAGAAGAAUUCUAGAGCAACCACGCUCUCAGUUUCUCAUGAUGGGAUUUCAUUUUUCCAACCUUCUCCUCUAUGAACAAAGUCUGAAAGCACGAGUUGUUGAGAAAACUCGGGAAUACAUUGUUUCAGAAAUGAUUAGCCACUCCACUGCAAUAGUUCACCUGGCGAUGGACACUGUAGACGAGCGAACCCGUCACUUGAGUGAUCACAUCUACCACAUGAUCACGUUCGCCGCGAUUGUCAUCUGUCGCCUAUUGAAGAGCUAUGAAAGCCAGCUCAGCUUGACGCACAAUACUGCAGAGCUUGAUUCCCUCAUUCAACGUCUUGUCCAAUGGCUUCACUCCAUUGGAUUGCCAUGCCAUGCCGCACAUACACUAGGGAAUAUUAUCGCCAAGGUACAUCAGAGGCUACGACCUCGUGUGGAAGCAGUGCCGGUCACUGUGCCUAUGGAUGACUUUCCCCCUGAAGAAAAUUUUACGAACUACUAUUUCCCUGAAUUUUUAGGUCUGGGAACAACUGCGGAUGGGAAUUGGGAUCUGUUAUCGGAUCUGAGCUUUCUGCCACAGGGCUCGUCCGGCUCAUGA